Mustela erminea (ermine) is the source of this 4301-nucleotide messenger RNA. It is a transcript of the gene AGFG1, whose product is annotated as ArfGAP with FG repeats 1. The transcript has 15 exons. NCBI's taxonomy places the organism in Eukaryota, Metazoa, Chordata, Mammalia, Carnivora, Mustelidae. The record is from RefSeq and is a predicted model, not a curated record. The coding region runs from base 298 to 2106 and encodes 602 amino acids. Gene Ontology annotation, molecular function: GTPase activator activity. Gene Ontology annotation, cellular component: cytoplasmic vesicle.
GAAGGUGGCGGUCGGUGGUGGUGGUGGCGGCGGAGGAGGAGGCGGCGGCGGCGGCGGCGGUGGCGGUUGUCCCGGCCCGGCCGGUUGGUGUGGCCCGUCAGCCCGCGCUCCGCAGCGUCCGCGCCGCGCCCAGCGAAGUCGAGUCGAGCCGAGGCGGCCAGGUCCAGCGCGGGCGGCGCGCGCUGACGGAGGGCGGCGGCCGCGGCCAGGGCGGCCCGUGGGACCGCGGGCCCCCGGCGCAGCGCCGCCCGGCUCCCGCUCCUGGCCCUGCCGGCCUCUUCCCUCAGCGCCGCGGCCAUGGCGGCCAGCGCGAAGCGGAAGCAGGAGGAGAAGCACCUGAAGAUGCUGCGGGACAUGACCGGUCUCCCGCACAACCGAAAGUGCUUCGACUGCGACCAGCGCGGCCCCACCUACGUGAACAUGACGGUCGGCUCCUUCGUCUGUACCUCCUGCUCCGGCAGCCUGAGAGGGUUAAAUCCACCACACAGGGUAAAAUCUAUCUCCAUGACAACAUUCACACAACAAGAAAUUGAAUUUUUGCAAAAACACGGAAAUGAAGUCUGUAAACAGAUUUGGCUAGGAUUAUUUGAUGAUAGAUCUUCAGCAAUUCCAGACUUCAGGGAUCCACAAAAAGUGAAAGAGUUCCUACAAGAAAAGUAUGAAAAGAAAAGAUGGUAUGUCCCUCCAGAGCAAGCCAAAGUGGUGGCAUCAGUUCAUGCAUCUAUUUCAGGGUCCUCUGCUAGUAGCACAAGCAGCACACCUGAGGUCAAACCACUGAAGUCUCUUUUAGGAGAUUCAGCACCAGCACUGCACUUAAAUAAGGGCACACCUAGUCAGUCCCCAGUUGUAGGUCGCUCUCAAGUGCAGCAGCAGGAAAAGAAGCAGUUUGACCUUUUAAGUGAUCUUGGCUCAGACAUCUUUGCUGCUCCAGCACCUCAGUCAACAGCUACAGCCAAUUUUGCUAACUUUGCACAUUUCAACAGUCAUGCAGCUCAGAAUUCUGCAAAUGCAGAUUUUGCAAACUUUGAUGCAUUUGGACAGUCUAGUGGUUCGAGUAAUUUUGGAGGUUUCCCCACAGCGAGUCACUCUCCUUUUCAGCCCCAAACUACAGCAUUUAGAAUGCUUUCAUCUAGCUGCAGUUUUGGUGAAUUUACUUCAGCUUUUCCUCUCCAGGCUUCCAACAGUGGAAGUGCUGGAUCAGUAAAUGCUAAUUUUGCUCAUUUUGAUAACUUCCCCAAAUCCUCCAGUGCUGAUUUUGGAACCUUCAAUACUUCCCAGAGUCAUCAAACAGCAUCAGCUGUUAGUAAAGUUUCAACGAACAAAGCUGGUCUACAGACUACAGACAAAUAUGCAGCACUUGCUAAUUUAGACAAUAUCUUCAGUGCUGGGCAAGGUGGUGAUCAGGGGAGUGGCUUUGGGACCACAGGUAAAGCUCCUGUUGGUUCUGUGGUUUCAGUUCCCACUCAGUCAAGUGCAUCCUCAGACAAAUAUGCAGCCCUGGCAGAACUAGACAGCGUUUUCAGCUCUGCAGCUACUUCAAGUAACGCAUAUACUUCCACAAGUAAUGCUAGCAGCAAUGUUUUUGGAACAGUGCCAGUGGGUGCUUCGGCACAGACACAGCCUGCUUCUUCAAGUGUGCCUGCUCCAUUUGGAGCUACGCCUUCUACAAAUCCAUUUGUUGCUGCUGCUGGUCCUUCUGUGGCAUCUUCUACAAAUCCAUUUCAGACCAAUGCCAGAGGAGCAACAGGCCUUUCUGGAGCAAUGCAUUCUCAAGUGUUCCCUCACGCUCAUUUUGCUGCAACCUUUGGCACCGCCUCCAUGAGCAUGCCUGCGGGCUUCGGAACUCCUGCUCCCUAUAGUCUUCCCACCAGCUUCAGCGGCAGCUUCCAGCAGCCUGCCUUCCCAGCCCAAGCAGCUUUUCCUCAACAGACAGCUUUUUCUCAACAGCCCAAUGGUGCAGGUUUUGCAGCAUUUGGACAAACAAAGCCAGUGGUAACCCCUUUUGGUCAAGUUGCAGCUGCUGGAGUAUCUAGUAAUCCUUUUAUGACUGGUGCACCAACAGGACAAUUUCCAACAGGAAGCUCAUCAACCAAUCCUUUCUUAUAGCCUUAUAUAGACACUUUACUGGAACGAACUUUUACGUGGUCACAUUACAUCUCUCCGCCUCUUGCACUGUUGUCUUGUUUCACUGAUCUUAGCUUUAAACACAGGAAAAGUCUUUAAAAAGCCUGCAUUGUGUAUUAAACACCAGGUAAUAUGUGCAAAACAGAGGGCUCCAGUAACAACUUUUAACCUGUGAAUUGGCAGAAAAAGGUAGCGGUAUCAUGUAUAUUAAAAAUUGGCUAAUAUUAAGUUAUUGCAGAUACCACAUUCAUUAUGCUGCAGUACUGUACAUAUUUUUCUUAGAAAUUAGCUAUUUGUGCAUAUCAGUAUUUGUAACUUUAACACAUUGUUAUGUGAGAAAUGUUACUGGGGAAAUAGAUCAGCCACUUUUAAGGUGCUGUCAUAUAUCUUGGAAUGAAUGACCUAAAAUCAUUUUAACCAUUGCUACUGGAAAGUUACAAAGUCAAAAUUGGAAGGUUUUAUUCAUUCUUGAAUUUUUCCUUUCUAAAGAGCUCUUCUAUUUAUACAUACCUAAAUUCUUUAAAAAUGUAGAGGGAUACCUGUCUGCAUAAUAAAGCUGAUCAUGUUUUGCUACAGUUUGCAGGUGAAAAAAAUAAAUAUUAGAAAAUAUGCUAUUGUUUUUGUGUUCUUGCUGCAAUGCCUUUACCAAAGUGGCCUUAAAAUAUGAGUAGUGAAUUGAGAACAUCUUGAAUUCUUAAAUUAGAAUUUCAGAAGACUUCUAGUGAUUAACUUUUAUGUCUAAAAGAGAAAAUUUUAUAAAAAAAGGCCAUGUAGAAAAUUUAUUAAAACUACUAUGACUGCUAUAUUCAGGAAUAUGUCAGUGGUAAAGCAUUUAAAUGUAGCUUGUCAGAUUCACCGUAAUCCUUCUAAUUUCUUUGCAACUUCUUAAUUUUGUGAAAAUUUGUAUAUAUGAAGAAUUUGCAUGUAUGUGUAUUUACAAAUUUUUUUAAGUAUCUUGAAUUCUCAGACUGCAGAAGUCCUAUUUUAACUAUUGAUUUUUAAACAAAAAUACUGUCUUUGAAUGUAUUGGAAGCAGACAUGCAUUAACUGUGACAUGAUUGCACCUCAGUUUUUUUUUUCCUUUGUUUGGGCAAACUGAUAUUAUUAAAAUAGGACAUUUAUUUAUGUUCCAUUUCUGGGGGGAAAACAAACUGGAACCCAGUGUUACCUUAAAGUUAUAGAAUACUUUGUUUAAAAAGGCAACAAUACUAAUGUUUAGUUAUAUCUUUUUGUUAAUAGAUGAACUUGUUUAAAUAUUUAUGUACAGUAAUGCCUCAUUCAUUAAGACGUAAUCUAGCAGUCUUCAUCAAUACAGAACACAGCUGAGAAACUUGGAAUAAUUCUUUUUAAAUGCUUUUGAGCAACACACAUUAGUCACAAAGUGUCUAUAUGUUUGUUUUUAUGUGAAAUUUUGAUUAUUUCAUUUCCCAGUCCUAGAGUAUUAUUAGCAGUUCAGAAGUGACAGUUUGGAAGGAGAUAGACAAACCAUGAAAAUCUGUCGACCAUUUAGUUUAAGGACAGCCAGGCCAGCCUCGAGGACAUCACUGUAUGACAUCAUAUUCUGAUAAUAGUCUGGUACUUUGACUCUGUGUCAUCAAGAAAAGGUAAAGUUACGUAUACAAAUAUGUAAUACGUGUUUGGAAAGUUUUAUCUUACCAUGUUUAAACAUUUUUUUUAAAGCUUUGGUAUUAAAAGAAAUGAACAUCAGUUUCUUCAAACAUUUUAUUUGUGUUGAAUACCUUUUCCAGUGGUGACUACAUGAGUUGUUACACAGUCUUGAAGUCUGUGUAGUGUUUCAGACUUGGUAAAGCAUUGCUGUCCAUUGCAUCUCUAGCUCAGUGUGUAGUUUGUCUGAACUAUUUUGAUGAGCAAGAAGACGGAAAUCUCUGCCCCUUUUUGAAUGUUAUGCCUCUUCUCUUAAUAUUGAAAAUGCUGCAGAGGUCUUAGCUGUGUGUGGGUAUAACUUGAAAUACCUACAGUUUGGGGGUCUCUCUCCAGCCGUUUUUUCUUGGAGGGACUACUUAAGAAAUGUCUUUGAAUUUCUAUGUUUUAGAUUGUAUUGGGUCCCAGUCAAUUCAUAUGUACAAAGUUAUGCUAUAUGAUUGUAGGCCAUUACCUAAAUAACCUUCCAGGCUUUCCAUCUAAGAAAUAAGUUAAUUAAACAGUUGUUAUUAAAA